Argiope bruennichi is the source of this 3425-nucleotide messenger RNA. Its product is annotated as acetylcholinesterase-1-like. Gene Ontology annotation, molecular function: acetylcholinesterase activity. Bases 144 to 1838 code for a protein of 564 amino acids. NCBI's taxonomy places the organism in Eukaryota, Metazoa, Arthropoda, Arachnida, Araneae, Araneidae. The transcript has 5 exons. Gene Ontology annotation, cellular component: plasma membrane. Gene Ontology annotation, biological process: acetylcholine catabolic process; choline metabolic process. The record is from RefSeq and is a predicted model, not a curated record.
UUUGGCGCACAAAUGAUUAUUAAAAAGACGCCAAGCAAGGUGUUAUAUUGUGCGAUUGUCGCAAAAAUGUCAACAGAGCUAUCCAAGCUCUGACCAAAGACACGCUGGACAUCUAAAUUACAGGUAUUGUUUCCUAAAUCAAAAUGGGUGUAUUAGUUGCUCUCGUGUUUGCUCUGUCCAUUCUCGCAUGCGUCAAAUGUCAAAGCAGCGGCGAUUCUUACGACGACCCUGAUGCUUUCGGUCCUGAUGACCUGGAUGAUGGAGUCCAGACCAAGUCUGGAAAGAUAAUUGGGAAAGUAACCCAAUUUUAUGGCGAGUUAACAAGAGCUUUCCUUGGAAUACCUUACGCCAAACCACCUGUGGGAGAUCUCCGCUUCAAGAGACCAGAGCCAAUCGAACCUAUGUCAGAUGAUCUGGUUGCUGAUACAAUGCCACCAGCCUGCGUCCAGCACUCAAGAACUGAUGUGCCAUGGUAUGAUUCAGAUCCAUUUCAGAGUGAGGAUUGCUUGUAUUUGAAUAUUUGGAUGCCAAGAGGCAAAUUCUUGAACAAGAAGUAUACAGUUAUGCUGUGGAUCUAUGGUGGAGGUUUUACAGUUGGAUCGAACAGACUUCCUGCAACUGAAGGGCAAGGAUUGUCGAAACUUGGAUCAACUAUUGUUGUUGCGCCCAACUACAGAGUAGGAGCGAUGGGAUUUCUCAGUUCUGGAACAGAAGAUGCGCCUGGAAAUAUGGGCAUUUAUGACAUUUUAAUGGCUGUCAAAUGGAUCAGAGAAAACAUAGAAGCUUUUAAUGGUGACCCGGACAACAUAGCUAUCUUUGGUCAGGGAUCCGGUGCCAUUACCGUCAGUAUGCUCCUAAUGUCUCCUCUGUCACAAGGUCUUUUCACCCGUGCCAUAAUCCAGAGUGGAUCCUUCCUCUCAAUCUUCCAGAAUCCGAACGAAUACAAUUUGAACCUGGGCCAAAGACUCGCUGAGGCUGUGGGUUGUGCAUCUGCAAAUCUAUCCCUCCGGAAUAAUCCGAAAGAGGUUGUCGGAUGUUUGAGAGAUGUAGAUGCAAAAACACUAGCUGAGACUCUCAGCAGUUUCCAACCUGGUCAUCCUACUUCCUUUUUCCCUCAAUACGGAGGCGACUUAAUGCCGAAGAAUCCUAAAGAAUACUUGAUGUCUGGUAAAUUCAAGAAAAUCCCUAUCCUAAUCGGUACCAACAAGAACGAAGGAUCCUAUCUUCUGACCACUCAGUAUCCAGAGCUCUUUGGUCCCACUGGUGACAGUGGUGUGCAGAUAACUAAAUCUUUUGGUGCCACUAUUCUCCGCAGAUGGUUCAGUCAGUUUAUGAAUCCUGAGGACAUCGUUGAACAGUAUCUGGGAGACCUGGAGGAAAUGGAUACUUACAAAGUCAGGAAACAGGUGUUCACUGCAAUGGGUGAUUUCAGCGUCACAUGCCCUACUGUGUACUUUGCAGAGACUUAUAGCAAUUUUAACAGUACUGUCAAGUUUUACGUAUACGAACACCGACCUUACCAGAGCCCAUGGGCUAAAUGGAUGGGAACCACUCAUUAUGAUGAAGUACCCAUAAUAUUCGCUAGACCUUUGGACGGAUAUACCUUCGAAACCUACCUAAAUGCACCCAGAGAUGACGAGCUGGAUGCUGGAUACGCAAUGUCCAAACUGUGGGGUGAUUUUGCCAGAGAAGGAAAAAUUCUGAAAACGUGGACCAACUAUUCGAAAUACCAUCACCAAUACGUGCACUUGAAGCCCCGAGUACUUUUAGAUGUUAUGCAUGGACCUGGGCCCCAUUUGGAUAACUGCAAUUUCCUUAGAAAAUACUUCGACAUGUAGUUUCCAUAUAGUUACUAUUUAGAAAAGUGUAGCUAGAAUGAAAUUUAGCAGUAGAUUUUUUGUAGACUGCUCUUGGAAAAGUUGUUACGUUAUGUUAGAUAUUGUCUCAUGAUUUGUACAAAUUUUGUGCAAUAAAGAUUUUGGAAACUAUUUCUUUUUCAAACAGAAAUACCGCGAAUCAAAGCAUCAAUUUGAUUUAUUUAAUACAUAUUUAUAUAUCAACAAUAUAUAAAAAUGAAAAAUUAUUAAGAUUAGGUAAGAAAUUCUGUUGAUUAAUUUAGCAAAUAAGAAUAUAUAAAAUAUUGAGCGAAUUUUUUAAUAUUAUGCAUGGACAAUAUAAUUUAAAUAGUAAUGAGACGUUUUUAUCUUGUAAAGAAAUAAUCGUUCUGAUUAUAAGUUUUAAUUUGUAAACAAGUGUUAUCAAUUUUAGUGAGUAUAAAUUAACAAAUCUAUUUGGGAAAGUUGAGAGAUCAAUUUUAAUAAAUUUUACAUUUUCUUAAGACGAGUGAGACGAAUGUGUCUUAAACAAAACAUCUACUGCAUUGUAUCUAUUUUAGUCCAUAUUUUUAAUUAAAAAAAAUGAAUAUUUUAUUUUGAAAGUAGUAAAAUCGAUAGUUAAAAAAAAUCUGGGCUUUCUUUAAAUAAGCAAUUAAACAAUUAGUCUUUUGAGUUUUGAAGCUUUACUAAAUAAAUUUUUCUGAAAUAAAAAAUGAUUAAACGCAUAAAAAAAUUGAAAUUUAGGAAAUUCUGCCAGAAAAAUGAUCGAUGAUAUAUUCUGAAGGAUCAAAAAUCAAUCUUUUUGUUACUUUAUGAUGUAAGAAUGUAUUGGGAAAAAAUUAGUAUAAUUACGAUGUAAGCAUACAUUAUUAAAAAAUUAGUCUACAAUCAAUAAAAGGAAAAAAUGAGACAAUUAGUUCUUAAAUUUUCGAAUCUGAUAAAGACAAAUUUUUAAAUAUCAAUUUAAUGAUGAUUAAAGAAUAUUUGCCCAAGAAUUUUUAAAAGUAAACAUAAAUUUAUAAACAUAAAAGAUCAUUACUUUAAUAAAAAGAAUAAGCUAACUAACAGCGAUUACUUCGGAAGCGUGAUGAAAUUAAAUAUUUUCAAGAUAUUGGAAAAUUCAAUUCCUUCUGUAAAAAGUAAAGCUCGAUGGAACUUUGUAAUCUAAAAAAAUUUUAAUAAAAUCAUUUUCAUCAAAAAAAUUUUGAAUCACACUAAUAUAUACAAGAACAAAGAAUGCAUAAGCUACACGAUUUUAAUCCUUUUUUUUUCUAAGAACAUUAUUCCUUUCAAAAGUAUCAAAAUACGUUCAUCAAAUUUUAGAACCAAUAGCCAUAAAUAUUAAAUGCAAAUCUGAUCAAUAGUUAAAUCAAGAAAUCUAACUCAGAGAAAUAUCUAAUUUAAUUAAUAUUCUGUGAGUAUGAUCUUUAUAGAGAAGUAGUUCUUAGAUUUGUUGAGUAGAUAUAGCUUAUUUAGUGCAAUUUUUCUGAUGAAUUCAAAUUAUGUUUCUGUAGAAUGAUAUUUUUGAACAUUUAGUAUGUUGUAAACAUGUAACCAAGAGAAACUGUAGAUUAAAGCCUAAAAAUAAAA